Haliotis rubra (blacklip abalone) is the source of this 1839-nucleotide messenger RNA. RefSeq lists its product as uncharacterized. The transcript has 5 exons. NCBI's taxonomy places the organism in Eukaryota, Metazoa, Mollusca, Gastropoda, Lepetellida, Haliotidae. Bases 181 to 1401 code for a protein of 406 amino acids. The record is from RefSeq and is a predicted model, not a curated record.
CCUUGAAAGCAGAUGGCGUAGUCAGCUGUUUCCGUGUUUAGGGUGGAAGAAGAGAUUCGGUGGUUAUUUUUUUCAUGUUUGUCACACCACUUGAGUUCCCCAACCAUGUAGUCACUCUCGGUGGUGUUGCUCCGUGAAUCCCCGCUGUAACUUACCACAUUUGCGGGAUCCUUGUCCAUUAUGACGGACGUAUUUCACGGCUUCGAGCUGCUACUGUUCCGUCGCUUCCAGUCCCAUCCUGAGCUAUGGAUAGAAUGGAGAGACAAACUCGCCAAGAAGAUAAGCGACAAGGGCACUUUGAUCGACGACAUAGAGGAUAUCGGGGAGAUCCCCCAGAGCCUGUGGUAUCUGUCUGUGACUCUCCACCGUCGUCAGCGCUACCUGUUGGAGCUUAUUCAGAAAGAGGCUCAGAGGGGGAGAGAGAAGCGUCUACCCAAGGCUGGUGAAACGCUGCUGUCUCGCUACCUGUCUAGUCAUCAGUUCACAGAGUUCUAUCUGGACUCCAUGUUCAAGUAUGGUGACGACAACAGGCUUCCCAGAGAGCUCUUCAAGUGUGCCAAUGUGCGGUUCUUGUCUCUCAAGUACAACAGCCUGGACCGUAUCCCGGCAGAAAUUGGCCGGAUGCACAAACUGGAAUACCUGGCCCUGACAAAUAACAAGCUCCAGGUGCAUUCUCUCCCCCACACUUUAACAUUCUGCAAGAAUCUCAGGACUGUGCUCCUUGACAACAACCUGCUGGAUGCUUUACCUGGAUUCCUGCUUCAAAUGCCAUCAAUACAAACCGUCCAUCGCCAUGGCAAUCACAACUAUUUCAAAGCCACGUUCAUGUGGUACCAUACUGACGUGAACUACAGGAUAAUACCGGUUGCUGGUAGUAACGACUGUAAUCUGUAUCGCAGCUAUGAACGACUUCAGUUCUGGGCUGCCAAGGCUGUGAUCAGUUCUAAGAAGGACUUCUUCUGUGACAAUUCUGUAGCCCCAGUGUUGAAGGACUACAUUUCGGAUAUCUAUGACUUUUUUCAUAUCUGCAACUACUGCAACAAGGCUCAGCUUGGACACUUGCAAGGAUAUAAAGUGAUAACGUUUAAAAACCCAUAUUUGGGCAACACAUGUGUGCCAUUCCAACACUGGGCAUGCUCACGUGAGUGUGCGGAGAAACUGGAAGUGCCAGCACGUAAAGAGCAGAUAGCAGCUGCUCAAGAACUUGACAGGCGAUAUGAUGAGUAUGUCAUGGAGUGUCACAAGAAGUUCUAUUCCCGCCGAGCCCAUCCUGUGUUAUCAUGUAGCUCGGGGUCUUUAUCGGAAGCAGUCAAUCAGAUUCAGACAACUGAGACGAGCGCAACAGUGAGCGCUGCAACCACUCCUGAAGAUACCACCAAGUGUCAGUGUUCCGUGUCAUGAUGGCGGAGACAUGUUUAGGACACACACAGAAGAUUCUAAACCUGUAUGUCACAGUGGUGACAUCAUUGUGUUGACUAUACAUCGCACAGUUCCAGGUAACCAUGGUAACACAGGGCAGCUUCUCAAAUGUGUUUGACUAUUACCAUGCUUGUGAAAGUCUUACAUUUUCAAAUCUUCCAUAUUUCCAUUUUGUCAUUCUUUAUGAAUUAUGAAUUUAAUUACCACCUUUUGUUUGACAGAACUAAGUAUACAUAGAAACAUCAUGUAUGUCCUCGGUUCAGUGAACUGUGGUAACCAUGGUAACAGUAUUUCCAUGAUAUUUUGUAUGAUGAGGUGUGAAUCAUUGCUUUAGAUGUUCUUAAUGUUGCAAUGGAGAGAUAGUACAUAGAUGUGUUGGACCAAACUUGUAGCUUUACUGUUGUACGAUUUCACAGCAAA